CAGCUCUGCAAAGGAUGGCUAACUUGUCGGCUGAGGGUGUUGAGACAGUCUUUCAGCUGCAGAAAAAACGAGGGCGCCAGUAUCUGAGGGAGCUGCUGGAAUGGAAGGAGUUUGAUGAAAUCCGAGAUUUGCGGCAAAGCAUCCAACUUGACACUAUCUACUACAGUCUGGUGUUUGCAGCUGAGAAAGGCUUGCCCUGGCUGGCUGUGGCAGAAGUUGGAAACUUGACGGUUGAAUUGCUGGAUGAAGCCAAAGGUUUGCCUAUUUCACUGGCCAUCCGGGUCCUACAGGAGAAGCUUACUGCCUUGCGGGUGAAGCUGCCAACUGUCAGAGUACAUGCUGUGUGUGAUUACUUCCAUAACACUUUCAUCAAGCAUUACUCGCUGUACCAGUUCACAUUAGGGAGGGAGAGAGACCGCUGUCAGUCAUUUACCAGCCUGGAAGUCUAUGCUCCACCCAAUCCUCUGCCUCUGAUGGAAGGCAUGGAUGUUGAAGUCUGGAAGUACCAGCAACAGCUGGCCACCCUCUCUGAGACAGAAGCCCAAAAGAGGGCUGAGAUGGUGCUCAUUCGUGAAACCUUGCAGCGGGAGAAGGAGCGCAUGCUGCAAAAAGUGUACAGUGAUGUCCAACGACAAGCACCAGUCUUUAGCAAAGAGGCUUUGAUGUGCCUUGUCAAAGAAGCAAUUAAGACCCAGAUCCAGAGUCUGCAUGAGAUUCUCCAGAAUGAGAUCCAGACCACCUUUGAAAUCUUGCAAUUGAAGCUCCAGAGGAAGGCCCUGUUGCUCAACCCCCCAGUCCCGUACCCUCCACUACCCAUCCCUGAAGACAGAAGAAGAUCCAACAAAACACAGAAGAAGCUGGAGAACCCAAAAGAAAAGGAGGAGGAGGAGGAGGAGGAACAGAAGAAGAAGAAGAAGAAGGAAAAGAAGAAGAAGAAAUAAUUUGCAUUGAGGCAUGCUUUCUUUCCCAUUUCUUCUGUCUUGUUGGCCUCUGACAGGGAUAUACCACUUCAAAUUACAGGCGGCGUCUCACAUGAUUCAAUGCACAUAUACAAAAAAAAUCCCUUCAUAUAUAAAAACAGCACCUCAGGGAAGGGUUAUAGCCUAACUUCCAAGGCAUGCUAAUUUUCUGUGGGCAGGGAAUUUUUGGCAGAGCCUCCUCCAUCAUAUGAGUCUCCACUGGCAGUCUGAAGUGGUACAGUCCAGGCAUAGGUUUGACUAUCUCUCUAAGAACUUGGCCUGAAAGUUUUCUUUUCUUUGGAAGAGAAUAGAGAUAUAUUAACUGAGAAACUGAGGAACCCAGGCCAGGUUGUGCCUAGAUGUGUGCUGGUGUUUGGAAGUAUCGUUAAUAUCACCAAGUAUUGUUAGCAUUGAAAUCUGGAGCUGUUAAUCGUUAGGAUGAUACCCAGUGCUGAAUGGUGCUCUGACUGUUUUUGAGAGCCAUGUGGAACAGCUCUUUCUAAUAAAGUGAAAGUUUUAUUAUUCUUUUAA
Molecule: messenger RNA, 1490 nt
Organism: Eublepharis macularius
Lineage: Eukaryota; Metazoa; Chordata; Lepidosauria; Squamata; Eublepharidae
Gene: C1H8orf74
Product: chromosome 1 C8orf74 homolog
Exons: 4
Coding region: 15-941 (308 amino acids)
Source: RefSeq, a predicted model, not a curated record